AUGUCUAUUCCAGUCAGCUUAAAAGAUCUCACUAUUGAGAACAUAACCAAUAAUGUCCAUGCCAUCAAUUCCCAGUGCAGCAGUCCACGCCUGAAAUAUGUUCUCGAGCGGACCGUUACACACCUCCACGAACUCGCGAAAGAAGUCAGACUCACAACAGACGAAUGGAUGACGGCUAUAACGUUCUUGACAAAAGUCGGACAGAUAUCCUCAGAUACAAGACAGGAGUUCAUCUUGUUGUCAGAUGUGCUCGGUCUCUCGCUCCUAGUUGACUCAAUUGACCACCCCAAACCAAAAGGCAGCACCGAAGGAACCGUUCUGGGACCCUUUCACACGCACGAAGCCCAGCAUGGAGAACAGGGCAGUCUGAUAUCUCAGGAUACAGAUGGUGAGCCGCUCCUUGUGCUCUGUACCGUGAACGAUGUAAACGGACAUCCUGUUGCAGGUGCUGAGGUCGACGUCUGGGAGACAGACUCAAAAGGUUUCUAUGAUGUACAACAUGCAGACAGGAUAGGACCAGAUGGAAGGGCGAUUUUGACGAGCGAUAAGAACGGUCACUUCUGGUUCAAAGCUAUUGUGCCGGUUCCUUAUCCUAUCCCGCAUGAUGGGCCCGUCGGGAAACUGCUAAAAGUUCUGAAUCGCCACCCGUACCGACCGGGUCAUAUGCACUUCAUGUUCAAGAAGGCAGGAUUUGACCCUCUUGUCACCUCGAAUAAAACUGACAUCCUUUGCAGUGCUCUGUAUCUGAAGGAUGACCCGUACGAAUCGACCGACGCAGUUUUCGGUGUCAAAGACUCUCUUGUCGUUGCACUCGAGAAGGUUGAGGAUGAGCGACAAGCGAAUAGAUACGGCGUCAGCCUGGGAUCUGCUCGCAUCACAUAUGACUUCGUAUUGGUCACAGAUGAAGCUGCAGCGCAAUUGCGAAGGAAGAAGACCGAGGAGGCGAUGGCCGGCAUAAGUGGCACUUCCAAGUUUACUGACAAUCUGGCUGUUCCCGGUGUGGGCUGA
Molecule: messenger RNA, 1008 nt
Organism: Boeremia exigua
Lineage: Eukaryota; Fungi; Ascomycota; Dothideomycetes; Pleosporales; Didymellaceae
Product: Intradiol ring-cleavage dioxygenase
Exons: 3
Coding region: 1-1008 (335 amino acids)
Biological process (GO): catechol-containing compound metabolic process
Molecular function (GO): catechol 1,2-dioxygenase activity; ferric iron binding
Source: RefSeq, a predicted model, not a curated record